Messenger RNA from Plodia interpunctella (Indianmeal moth), 2962 nucleotides. It is a transcript of the gene Kap3, whose product is annotated as Kinesin associated protein 3. Gene Ontology annotation, molecular function: kinesin binding. The transcript is spliced from 12 exons. Bases 140 to 2272 code for a protein of 710 amino acids. The record is from RefSeq and is a predicted model, not a curated record. Gene Ontology annotation, biological process: microtubule-based movement; cilium organization. NCBI's taxonomy places the organism in Eukaryota, Metazoa, Arthropoda, Insecta, Lepidoptera, Pyralidae. Gene Ontology annotation, cellular component: axoneme; kinesin II complex; ciliary transition zone.
GCAACACUAAAGUGACAGCUAGUGCAAUUUUUUUUACAAAUCUAAUCAAAAUAUUGAUUUCCUCUUUCAUUUUAGAAAAUUGUACCUAGGUAGGUAUUUCAAAAUAAUAAUUAUCAUACAGAAACAAAGAUCUUUAUUGAUGUACAACAUGAGCCCUGUUGAAAGUGUGCCAGUAGCUGUUUUAACUUGCGUUGAUGACUAUGUGGAAUUGCUUUAUGAUGAUAUACCAGAAAAGAUUAAAGGGUCAGCACUUAUAUUGCAGUUGGCCAGAAAUCCAGAUAACUUGAUUGAACUAGCUAGAAAUGAAGCUCUUUUAAGUGCACUCUCAAGAGUUUUGCGAGAAGAAUGGAAAAGAAGUAUUGAACUAAGCACAAACAUUGUCUAUACCUUUUUUUGUUUUUCAACCUACAAUGAAUUUCAUCCAGUAAUUAUUCAAUACAAAAUUGGUUCAUUAUGCAUGGAUGUAAUAGAAUAUGAGCUUAAACGUUAUGAUCAAUGGAAAGAGAAAGUGGAAGGGAAGAAACAGAUGCUUACACCAGACAAGAAUGAUCCACCUAAAAGUCGGAUUCCAGAACCAAAGCGUCGUCCUAAAUCUGGCACAUGGGCUGUGGCUGAUGUAAACAUACAAAAGUCUCGUACUUUAGUGUCCAGUUAUCAUGAAGAUUUGUGUAAUGCUUCUGAAGACGGAUGGACUAAAAAUGAUGAAGAGCAGAUGAAGAGAAAGUUGAAAACAUUGUCCAAACGACAAGAACAGUUGCUGAGAGUGGCUUUCUACAUGUUACUCAAUAUUGCAGACAAUGUUAAAGUUGAAGAAAAGAUGCACAAAAAAGAUAUUGUUGGGCUUCUUAUUGGCGCAAUGGAAAGACAUUCCAAUAUAGAUUUAUUGAUCCUUAUUGUCUCCUUUUUACAGAAGUUAUCAAUUUUUGUUGAAAAUAAAAACAGCAUGGCUUCACGGGGUAUUGUGGAAAAACUAGCUCCUUUAUUAGACUCUCAAAAUGCUGAUUUAGUCAAUGUCACAUUAAAGCUACUCUUUAAUUUGACUUUUGAUACAAAAUUACGAAAUAAAAUUAUCAAAUUGGGACUCUUGCCUAAAUUUAUGCAGUUUACAAGUGAUGAAAAGCAAAUUAAUUUGGCAAUGAAAAUAUUAUAUCACCUGAGUAUGGAUGACCGCGUAAAAAUAAUGUUUACACAAUCAGAUUGUGUCAAAUUGCUGACGGACAUGCUGCUGCUGAACGUUAGUAGCGAGUCCUUCGCGAGCGGAUCGCCGUCGACGACGGACGUGCUGCUGGCGCUGUGCGUCAACCUGGCGUGGAGCGCGCGCGCCGCGCAGCAGAUGGCGGGCGACGGCCGCCUGCGGGAGCUGCUGGCGCGCGCCUUCCGCCACGCCAACACUAUGCUCAUGAAGCUCGUGCGCAAUCUUUCGCAUCACGAUAUCAAUAAUGCUCUGUUUGUUGAGUUUGUGGGCGACAUCGCUGGGGCAGUCACGAACAGCGAGGUUUCGGAAGAAUUUCUUAUCGAAUGUCUUGGAACUCUCAACAAUAUAUUGAGUGCGAGUAACAAUAUAGACAUAAACGCUGUGGUGGAGAGAUACAAUUUAAUUCCAUUUAUUAUGAAGAUUUUGGAUCCAGAGAGCGCUUGCGACCCGGAGUUGUUGCUGGAGGGCGUGGUGUGGUGCGGCGCAGCGGCGCGUGAGCCGGCGACGGCGGCGGCGCUGCUGCGCGCGGGCGCGGCGGCCGCGCUCGUGGCGCUGCUGCGGCUGCGGCAGGCUGACGACGACCACGUGCUGCAGACUGUGUUCGCCUUCCGCCAGCUGCUCUCCAACCCCAGCAACGCUGACUUCCUCGUCUCCAGCACAGAAGCUCCAGCAUAUUUGAUAGAUCUCAUGCAAGAUAAAAACGUUGAAAUCAGAAAAAUGUGCGAUUCCUGUCUCGAUAUUAUAUCUCAGAUGCAAAAUGAAUGGGCUGCCAGAAUUAAGGUGGAGCGGUUCCGCUGCCACAACGGGCAGUGGCUGUCGGUGGUGGAGACGCUGGGCGCGGAGGGCGCGGCUGAGAGCGACGAGCUGCCGCCCUACCUCUGUGCCGAGUACCUCACCACUCACCGCCUCGCCACGCAGGAUUCUCUAACAUCGCUUAACGAUUCAGACAGUUUUUCUGGAGACGGCGAUAACAACAGGAAUGGCGAUGCUAACACUGAUUCAUUUGGCGUAGAACAAAUUAUAGAAAAAACAGGAAAUAACGCUUUAUACACAAACGAUAUUGACGUAAAUGCCUAGAAGCGAUAUUGCUUAUCACUAAUAACUAUUUGCGUUCGCUUUCCAAAAUUAAUGCCAAUUUUCAUCGAAGCCGAUCUUCACAGUCAGUCUCCGUCGUGCGCCAAUCACUUAAUAAAUACAUAAAUGAACUUACACUUGGCAGUAUUAUACAUAUAUACAGGAUAUUUUUUUGAAACUGCACUUCAGUACAAGAAAUUGUGUUCCAAAAUAAAUACACAGUGAAAGGAGAUAUAGAUUUCCAACUUUUUGGUACAAAUCAACUUGGGGCAAAAUUACAAUUUAUGUAUGUAUAACUUUCGAACCGUUGGUCUGAUUUUUAUGAAAUUUAAAAGGCAUGUAAAAUCUGUCAAUAGAGUUUUUAAGUUCGUAGGGUAGCAAAAUCGAUUAAGUCGUUUUUGAAAUAUACACAAUUUUGUAAAAAAUCAUCAAAAAUUUAUUGUGUUCGCGAUGUCGAAGUUCGUGGCGAACAACUAGUCAUAUUGUCAGAUCAGUUGAUUAGCCAAUUUAUUUUAUGGAAAUUGGUGAUUUGAUCAGAUUUGUCAUCCAAAUUUGUGCUGUGUAAAAUAAUACCCUGUGUAUAGGCAAUAGUAUAUUCAUAUAGAUAAAUAUAGCUCAUAGUAUAUAAUGUAAUAUCUAAUAUAAUAAUAACGGAUAUAAUAUUAUAAUAAACGAGCCAUUUUAUGGAACAUA